This is a messenger RNA of Limanda limanda (common dab), 1561 nucleotides long. It is a transcript of the gene rhcga, whose product is annotated as Rh family, C glycoprotein a. NCBI's taxonomy places the organism in Eukaryota, Metazoa, Chordata, Actinopteri, Pleuronectiformes, Pleuronectidae. The transcript has 11 exons. Gene Ontology annotation, cellular component: plasma membrane. Gene Ontology annotation, molecular function: ammonium channel activity. The record is from RefSeq and is a predicted model, not a curated record. Gene Ontology annotation, biological process: ammonium transmembrane transport; ammonium homeostasis. The coding region runs from base 1 to 1467 and encodes 488 amino acids.
AUGGGGAACUGUGUUGACUGCCUGAGGAAUUUCUUUUGCGGGACAAAGAACACCAACGUCCGGGCCAGUCUGCCGGCCGUCUGCUUUCUCUGGCAGCUUGCAAUGAUUGUGCUGUUUGGAAUUUUCAUCCGCUAUGAUGAGGAGUCAGACACCCACUGGGCACAGCACAAAAAGGACAACAACAUCACCAGUGACAUUGAAAAUGACUUCUAUUUCAGAUAUCCCAGCUUCCAGGACGUCCAUGUCAUGAUCUUCGUUGGCUUCGGUUUCCUUAUGACGUUCCUGAAAAAAUACAGCUUUGGUGCCGUCGGCUUCAACUUCCUGAUUGCCUCCUUUGGUUUGCAGUGGGCCCUUCUCAUGCAGGGCUGGUUCCACCACCUCGACCCAGUUACUGGACAUAUCACCAUCGGAGUUGAGAGUCUGAUCAAUGCCGACUUCUGCUGUGCCGGCACUCUGAUCGCCUACGGUGCCCUGCUGGGGAAAGUGAGCCCCGUCCAGAUGUUGCUUGUCACCUUAUUCGGCGUUACGCUGUUUGCUGUGGAGGAGUUCAUCAUCCUCACCCUCCUUCAUUGCAAAGACGCUGGAGGCUCCAUGGUCAUCCACUGCUUUGGAGGAUACUAUGGUUUGGCCAUUUCCUGGGUCCUGUACCGACCCCACCUGCACGAAAGCAAACGCCUCAAUGGAUCCGUCUACCACUCGGAUGUAUUUGCUAUGAUCGGUACGCUGUUCCUGUGGAUGUUCUGGCCCAGUUUCAACUCGGCCAUCACGGACCACGGAGACGGGCAGCACAGAGCCGCCAUCAACACUUACCUCGCCCUCGCCUCCUCUGUGCUCACCACGGUGGCCAUUUCCAGCCUGUCUGACAAGAGAGGCAAACUAGACAUGGUCCAUAUCCAGAAUGCCACUCUGGCUGGUGGUGUUGCCAUGGGGACAGCGGCAGAGUUCAUGAUCACUCCUUAUGGUUCACUCAUCGUGGGUUUCUGCUGCGGCAUUAUCUCCACAUUCGGCUACCUGUUUGUUACGCCCUUUUUAGAGAAAUAUCUGAAACUCCAGGAUACAUGUGGCGUCCACAACCUGCACGCUGUGCCAGGGAUGCUGGGCGGCUUCAUAGGGGCCAUCGUUGCUGCAUUUGCCAGUGAGGCUAUCUAUAGCAAAGAGGGGUUGAUCAGCACAUUUGACUUUGUAGGCGAUUUUGCAGACAGGACUCCUGCGACACAGGGAGGCUACCAGGCGGCUGGCACAUGUGUAGCUAUUGCAUUUGGAAUUGUGGGAGGCGGGUGUGUUGGUCUCGUCCUGAGGUUGCCUAUCUGGGGGGAUCCCGCUGAUGACAAUUGCUUUGACGAUGAAGCAUACUGGGAGGUCCCUGAGGAGGAGGAGUCCAUCCCGCCUGUUCUCGAGUACAACAACCACAUGAUACACAAGCACCAAGACAUAUCUGAGUCAAACUUCUCCGUGGAGCAAAGUUAGAGCGGCACAGCAGGAGAUCGACCCUCUCAUGUACUCCCUUGAACUUGAUAUAACUGUGAAACAACAGAGAGAAAUGAAGGAGCAGCCCUCAACA